AUACGAGAAACAUUUCCGUCCCGCCGUCACAAGGCUGGGCGGAGCACACAUCAACGGAGCAGCACCACCAAAACAGAAAAAAUAAUCCUGCUUCUUUCGAUGGACUCUCAGGUAUUUUUUGGAUAUAAAAAGUAGAGAUGCCCAAUAAUAACACAACUUCAAAGUAGAAGCGUUUAGGUCGAACAAAGUCCAUGAAACAAAAACAGACAACUUCAAGACAACCGUUUCUAAGUGGACACGCCAAAGACACUUAUGAGACAUCAUGGACCAAGACUCGGAGCGUGCUCAGUUUGUGGAUGCCCACUGGAAAACUCUUGUUCAGAGAGUAAUAAUGGUGAUGGCAAUAGCAGACGAACUGCAGUCAGAUGGUAUGCUCGAGUGGGAGCCAUACUGUAAGAUCAAAGCAGCAGUUACUAACCAGCAGAAAAUGAGAGAGCUUUAUGAAGUACUGCAAUCUGGAGGAGACCAGGUUAAAUCUGCCUUUUAUUCUUCUCUGGAAAAGCAUGAGCCUUAUCUAUUAGGAGACCUUGGUAGCAUCAAAUUGAUGGGAGAAAGCCUUGCAGACUGCUUAAACAAAUACAAGAUGUGGAUCCAGAAGGAAUAUGAAUAUGUGACCGAGUAUAACUCUCUGCCUGGUGAAAAUGUGCUGUUGUCUGAACGCUUCACUCAACCUCUCAUCAUCAUGAGACACAGAGUGAGACGAGAGCGAGAAGAAGAGAUGUGCUCUGUCGGAGAAAGUUUCCAGCAGCUCCUCGUCUCCAGAAAUAAUGCGGACAAGGACAGCUCCAUCCUGGAUGCACUCUUCGGAGCUGAUAGUAAAGGAAUCAGUCCAAAUUCUGUCAUUCUUCAAGGAAACUCUGGGAACGGCAAAUCCUUCACUGCUCAAAAGAUCAUGCUAGAUUGGGCAUCUGGAAAGCUUUGCAAAGUUGAAUUUGACUGUCUGUUUCACUUGAAAUGCAAAGAAGUCAACCACGUGUCUGGAGAGCAGAGUUUGACAGAGCUUUUGAGCUAUAACUCCAAUUUAACAUCAGAGCAGAUCUCGCAGAUCCUGCAGAAGUCAUCUGAGAAGGUUCUCAUCCUCAUUGAUGGUUUUGAUGAACUCCGGUUUUCAUUUAGUGAUUUUUCAGAUCAUCCAAAACUCAAGCAUCUCUCUGAAAAAGCUCCACGUGAGGCUUCUCUGAAGGUCCUGUUGAUGGGUCACAUCUUGUCCAAGACCUCCCUGCUGGUCACUACUAGAUCUACAGCUACAAAUACCCUGGACAGUUUGCUCAAGCACCCUAAGCGUUUCACAGAAAUCAUGGGUUUCUCUGAGAGGGAGGUGAAGGAGUAUUUCCAGAAGUUCUUCCAGGAUGAGGAACUCUUCAUAAAGGCUUAUGAAUAUGUGAGAUCAAAUGAAACCCUGAUCACCGCCUGCUCCAUCCCUGUCAUCUGCUGGAUCAUCUGCACAGUCCUGCGAGAGCGCUUCAGUGAGGGUUCAGAUUUAACAAGCGGUCUGGAAACCACCACCUCCAUCUAUGUUGACUUUGUGUGCACUUUACUGGAGCAUCACAGCCAGGGUUUGAGUCAGCCUGUGCCGACUCUCCUGAGGAGUCUGGGUCAGCUGGCAGAGAGAGGGAUGCUGGACACACAAGUGCUGUUUGAAGAGAAAAGUGUGGAUGAAAUGGUUUCAGCAAGUCCUUUCUUGUGCAAGUUCCUCUUCAAAAGAAGAAUCCGCAAGGAGACGAUGUUCAGCUUCAUGCAUCUCAGCUUUCAGGAGUUCUUCACCGCUCUUUACUACAUCUCACUAGAGGAAAGAGAGUUUCUAGACAAGCUCACAGAGCGAUUUCACUCUCAAACACAAAGUUAUCUCUCCUUAUAUUUGGAUAAGGACUUUCCAUUAAAGUAUGGAUGUCCUGAACCUCAUUUCCUGCCUGUGGUUCAGUUUCUCUGUGGUCUCUCUAAUAGUGAAGUCAGCCGCUCAUUACAGGAGAUGUACAAUCUGUCUGUCCCAUCCUUUGUUCAGCCACAGCUGAGAGAAUGGAUACUUGAUAUGAGCAAAAGUGGUGUGUACAGUUAUUUGCCCUUCAUCCUCCACUGUCUCUAUGAGCUCCACGAGAAAGAGUUUGUGCAGAAAGCUAUGGAAGCUUGGCUGGAGUUGGACAUGUCCUGGGAUCCACUGAGCAGGACAGACUGCUGGGCUUUGCUGUACUGUCUGGACUGCUGUCCUCACUUUAGAAGCUUAAAGCUCAACUUUGCAGCAGCAGAGCUGAAGAUGCUGCAGGAUGUGCUGUGCAGGACCCCAAAACUAGGGUUGACUGUACAAAAUGUUUCAGACACAGAUGUCACCGUCCUCCUUUCAGCUCUUGGAGAAGGAAAGCAACUGGGAGAACUAAAGCUAAACAGCAGCUGUCUAUCAGAUCAAAGUGUGCAGCAGGUUCUCAAAGCUCUGCACAAACAGAAAAAAGUGGGUGGACUUCAGAUUUCAGUGAAGAGCAUCACAGCCGAUACUGCGCUCAUCCUCACAGACUUCCUGCAGAGCUGCAGCAAAGCGGAAUGGGAGGAGAUCAGUUUAAGCACCAGUGAUGUGGCGAGUCUCUGCUCGUCUCUCCGGCUCUUCAGCUUUGAGGAAAAACUUGUGGUGAAUGUGGUGAGGUUAUGUUCAAGCAUACAGAAUCAGCCGUCGCUGUCAGAAAUCAUCCUCAAUUGUCCACGUUCAGAGGCAUCUAACAUUGAUAUCAAGAGCUUCACAGAGUCGUUCCACAAUGUUAACUGUAUAGCUGAAGAAAGUGCAGAUUUUGACAGGAAUGUCAAUGCUCUGCUGACUCUUUUGACGUCAAUGUCUGGAUUAAGUGCAUUAAAUCUGUCUGUUCCUUUCUUGACGGAGACCUGGGCUUCCAGAGUCCUCUUCCUCGUCGAGUCUUCCCCUAAACUGACAGUGAUUAAUUUUCAUGCUGGCUCAUGGUGCUCAGAUGGGGUGAAAUGGCUCCCGGGUCUCUUAUUGGAGGAGGGAAUCAAGUUGCUGAAGGAAUCUGCAAAACGUCCAGAGUGCAUUGUGAACAUUAGAGGGUUCAGAUGCAGUAAAUCCUCUGAGCGCUGCUCUCGACACACAGAGCAAAUCGACCAGCUCAGCUGCAACCAGAGAGUCACCAUUCAGUUCUGUGGAGACCAAUGUACAGAAGACAUAAAAUUGAAACUGGUUCUGCCUGAUGAAAACUGAAGCUGUUAAAGUGGUCCGUUUCUGAUUCUGGCAGCUGGAGAAAUAACUCACACUGUGUCUUCAGAGUACCAUCCUCCUCGAGGUGCCUUAAAGGGAUAGUUCACCCACACUGUAAAUAAUUCAGGGUUCCACUCAAUUCAUUCAGGUUUUCCCCACACAAAGUAAACAAAAAUCUAAAUGGAUUGAACAAAAUUAAGUUGUAGCAAAAAAAUCUCAAGAAUUGUGUUGUUUGACCUCAUUUUAAGUUGUUUGAACAGCAGAAAAAUCUCAUUUUUUGAGUGCAAAAAUGAAACUUUUCUAACUAUUUACUCACCUUUCUUUAUUCUGGUAAACACAAAGGAAGAUAUUUUGAACUAAGCUGAAAACCUGGAGUUAAAGGUUACUUAUACAAUACCUGACAAACGUUUUGUCAUUUUUGUAACAUAAUUCAAGAGUUCCCACUUAGAUAAGCUUGGCGGUUAUAGCAGGUUUGACAUGCUGUCCCUGGAGAGAACCCUGAGCUCGAAAAUACUUGAGCCCAAGGCUUCCGCCCGAUCAAUAAGCAUAAAAGGGGAUAUGAGAUCAGGUAGGUCUCGAGAGCUCCCCUUUAGAAAAAGGAGGAAAAGGAGAUGGGGUGGAAGGGGGGAUUGCUUUAAAACGAAGUUAGAGUAGUUGGGAGAAAACGAUCCAUUUAUAGUCAGCUUGCAUCACUCUGAUUGGAUUAUUACUGAUUACAGAUGAGAUGCCAGUCGUGCUCAAUCAUAUCACAAGCUCCUCUCGAA
Molecule: messenger RNA, 3957 nt
Organism: Danio rerio (zebrafish)
Lineage: Eukaryota; Metazoa; Chordata; Actinopteri; Cypriniformes; Danionidae
Source: RefSeq, a predicted model, not a curated record